This is a messenger RNA of Oxyura jamaicensis (ruddy duck), 1383 nucleotides long. Its product is annotated as alpha-2-macroglobulin-like. Bases 122 to 1207 code for a protein of 361 amino acids. Gene Ontology annotation, molecular function: endopeptidase inhibitor activity. The record is from RefSeq and is a predicted model, not a curated record. Lineage: Eukaryota; Metazoa; Chordata; Aves; Anseriformes; Anatidae. The transcript is spliced from 11 exons.
CCCCACCAGGGACCUCGCUGGCUUUAAUUGCUGCCUGUGGGGAGGUGAAGGUGAAAGGGAGAGGGAGAAGGUGCAGCGUGAGGGCUCUGAGUCCACCUUGCCUCCGCAUUCUCCCCCAGGCAUGGGGUCUGCAGCAGCCCUGCCCUGCCUGAUGCUGCUUUGCCUCCUGCACCUUGUAGCUGGAGCAUCUGCACAGCCGAGAUACCUGGUGCUCUUCCCCUAUGUGAUCUACUACCCACACGGGGGCAAGGUGCACGUCCACCUCAUGGACCUGGAUGGGCCUGUGCGGGUCACCCUCCACCUGGCGAGCAGCCAUGGCGUCCCUAAUGUCACCCUGGAGGAGACGGGCAACAGGAUCCUCCAGCUGGACUGGCCCCUCUUCCCCAACAUUUCUACCCCAAGAGAGGAGGUGGCGUACCUGCAUGUCUCCAUCCAGGGAGGUUCCCUGGGGGUCUCCCAGCAGAGGGAGGUCCUGCUGAAAGCCCCAGGUCUGUGGACUGUGAUACAGACAGACAAAACUACCUACAAGCCUGGGCAAACUGUGAAGUUUCGAGUUGUCCAUUUGGAGGAGGACUUCAUUCCCAGUGACAGAAAGCUUCCCUUGGUGUCUGUGAAAGAUUACAGAGAGAGAACCAUCAGGUCAUGGCAGGAUGUGAGCCUGCAGCAGGGCAUCGUGGACCUGUCCCUUCCGCUGGACAUAAACUCAGCCUUGGGCACGUACACCAUUGUGGUGGAAGAGAAGACUCACAUCUUCUCUGUGGAGAAGAAGAGGCCACCCCACUUCCAAGUGCUUCUCCAGCUGCCGUCCUUUGUGACGGUGACGGAUGAGAAGAUCCCACUGCACAUCUGUGGGUGGUACCCAUCUGGGAAGCCUUUCCGGGGCAGGGCUGAGGCCAGCCUGUGCCAGUGGCACAAAUAUCUGAAGGAAUCUGACAGAUGUGCUACAUUUGUGGCCGAGACAGGGAGGAACGGCUGCUUCUCCACCCAGAUAUCUAUGGCUUCUUUCAACCUGACCAGCCCCGACUAUGAGAGGCGGCUCUACGCCAACGGAACUCUGAUAGAGCGGAGGACCGGGAAGUUGCAUAGCCUGAAUAAAAGCUGUAACAUUCUGCCUGAAAUGCCCACCACUGCAUUCAAGAACACCGAAGGUUUCUACAAGCAUGGGAUGCCCCCCCGCUGGCAUGAUGCUGCUGAAGGGAGCCACUAGUAUCCCUUCUGCCUUCACCAACCCAACAUGACCAGCUGUGGGAUGUUUAUUCACUCUUUUUGGGGGACUGAGCAUGGCUGGCUCGUGGCUCCUGGUGUCCUCCUGCAGGGAUGCCACAGCACAGUGUGUGGUGGUCACGGCUGCUACAUGCCUUUCCACCCUGCUGGGCUGUCUUC